Molecule: messenger RNA, 734 nt
Organism: Hyposmocoma kahamanoa
Lineage: Eukaryota; Metazoa; Arthropoda; Insecta; Lepidoptera; Cosmopterigidae
Exons: 4
Coding region: 1-555 (184 amino acids)
Source: RefSeq, a predicted model, not a curated record
AUGAUGGAGGUCAGCAUCGUCACAGAGGACGAUGACGGAUUGGCGUUAGAGUUGGGACAGAGAGACUCGAACGAUGACUCGAGUGAAGACAGUGACGAAGUCAUAGCGGCAAAUGCUAGCGCAGACACGGGCCGCGCUGGCCCUAAUGAUGGAUCACGAAUCUCGUUCGUCAAAGACGAAGGAGGCGUUGACAGUAAUACUGAAAAGAAAAAGGAAGCUCCGGGUAACUUGACCCAACCGAAAUACAUUCCAACGGGUUGGGCAGAACCGAAGAGUAAAGCAAAUCCUGGACCAACAAAUAUCACAACGUCUAAACGCCCAACAACAGAGUCGCCAGCGAAAGGACCCGUGCGAUUGCGCAACGUGACGACAUCAAGGAAUGUGUUCGCGCUUGAUGACGGCGAUGAUGACGACGAACCGCCGUCGCGGCCGCCGCCCGAGUUGCUGGCUAAACGGAUCACUGCUAAUGAAGACAUCAUAAUGGGUGCUCCGGCAAUCAUCGCAAAUUCCUUGCUCCUCUUCGGAGCGCUGUGUUUAAGACAGUUCAUGCUAUAGUUACAGUUAGGUAGCCAAUUAAAAAAUGUUUUACUUUUGGUGUAUAUUAUUUGAAUUUCAUUAAAAAUUCCAAUGAAUAAAGUUUGCGAUUAUUUAAACCCAGUCUUGUAAAACUUCCCACGAUGAAAUAUAACAUUAUAACAAUAAACUGCCUCCGUGGCCGAACGGUUACCAUGCCG